This is a messenger RNA of Benincasa hispida (wax gourd), 909 nucleotides long. It is a transcript of the gene PTAC7, whose product is annotated as plastid transcriptionally active7. The record is from RefSeq and is a predicted model, not a curated record. Gene Ontology annotation, cellular component: plastid-encoded plastid RNA polymerase complex. Gene Ontology annotation, biological process: plastid transcription. NCBI's taxonomy places the organism in Eukaryota, Viridiplantae, Streptophyta, Magnoliopsida, Cucurbitales, Cucurbitaceae.
UUCCGAGAAGGUGGGUUAUUUAUCAAACAAAUGGAAGUUUUGGGAGAGCUUGGGUUUAUCGUCUGGAAGUAAAAGUAUCAUUUCGAAAAUGAAGAUAGGACAGCGAUGAGUACUCCAAUCUCAACACUCUCCUUUGCUUCGCCUUUGUUGCCGCACAGGAUUGAAGUGAAGCCUCGAAUUUCUCCUGCCUUUAACUUUCGUUCCCCGUUUCAGGUGGUCGCUAGAAAACAGAGAAAUGGUGAAGGUAGUGGCCGGCGAGUGUGGCGACGAAGAAAAUUGACGAAGAAGGAUGACAUGUCGAUCUAUAAAAUGGAUCGAAUCCCAUUCCUUGAAGAACAGGUAAGGAAGGUAAAGGAACAGGGGAAGCUCAUAACAAUGGACAUUGAAAGACUAUUAUUAUCAGAGGACAAUCGCUUCGAUUUUGUAAAUGAGGUUGCAGCUGAGGCUAAGGAAUAUGUUGAGAGCAAUCGUGAUGAAUAUGGAGGUUCCAAGAAAGCCAUUCUUCACGUUCUUAGCAACCGAGUGAACGAUGCAGGGUUUUAUCGGCCAGAUGCUUAUGCAGAAGAUGACCCAUUUAAACCCGGACCUCAUUUUCUGAAACAAGAAUAUACUUGAAGAAGCUGAUUACAAAAUCAAGUUUCUUAUACAAUGACUGUCAAUGUAUUAAUCUGGUUUUUCCAGUUUUUUCGCCAAUGCCUGUUUCUCUUUAGAUUAAGAAUCCGGGUUCGUCGUAUAGAUAGCCCUAUUUUGAAGGUUGGAAUGAAAUUUUAGAUGUAAAAAUGCAUGUAAGGUCAACUUUUUCUUACAAUUCAUACCUCUUAAGACUGCUACUUUUCUUUUUGUUCUGUUCAUCAAACAUCCCCAGAAAAGGGAGGGAAGAUUCUUAUCAACGAACUUAUGAAGCCAUCA